AUGAAGCUAAAGUAACCUCAUUAUCUAAAUCAAUUAGUUUAGUUAGUAAUGGAAUUGAAUAUUCAUUAGGUGGAUUUAUUGAUUCAAUUCUAAAUUAAAUGAAUAUCAUUAUUAUCUAUAUUAAGUUUCUCCCUGAUAUGUUAAAUAAAAUUUUAGACUAUAAAGUUGAAAAUUAUAAAGACAAUUACGAUACAUAAUUUGUUAAACUUAUUUGUGAUUUAGAAAAUUUUUCAUGUUUUCAGCCUCAUUAAUAAGCCAGACAUCUAUCUAUAUUUUUAUAAAGAUAUGUUGUAUUUUACAAUAAGUGA
Molecule: messenger RNA, 308 nt
Organism: Paramecium sonneborni
Lineage: Eukaryota; Ciliophora; Oligohymenophorea; Peniculida; Parameciidae
Source: the annotation of a GenBank genome assembly